Chinchilla lanigera (long-tailed chinchilla) is the source of this 6177-nucleotide messenger RNA. RefSeq names its product malectin (gene Mlec). Lineage: Eukaryota; Metazoa; Chordata; Mammalia; Rodentia; Chinchillidae. The transcript is spliced from 5 exons. Bases 208 to 1068 code for a protein of 286 amino acids. Gene Ontology annotation, cellular component: membrane. The record is from RefSeq and is a predicted model, not a curated record. Gene Ontology annotation, molecular function: carbohydrate binding.
CAGGGUCACUGCCGGGGGUUGGGUGGCGGGGUAGGUUGUUCCUGAGGUGGGAGGCGGCACCCGGGGCUGAGCAGGGGGCCCGCGAGCGACAUGUCCCCGGCGGUUGAGGCGAAACGGCCUGUGGCGCUGUCUGAUUGAGUCCGGGACGCCUUGGCGGCCGGCCGAGGACGAGGGUCGGCGGGGGCUGUCCUCGCAUUGGUGGCCGCCAUGCUGAGGCCCUGGGCGGCUGAAGGAGCCGCUGUGGCGCUUCUGCGACUGCUGCUGCUGCUGCUGCUGCCGGCGCUCCGCGAGCCCGGGCUCGGCGUGGCUGGGGCCGACCUGCCCGAGAGCGUCAUUUGGGCCGUCAACGCGGGCGGCGAGGCGCAUGUGGACGUGCACGGGAUCCACUUCCGCAAGGACCCUUUGGAAGGCCGGGUGGGCCGAGCCUCAGAUUAUGGCAUGAAACUGCCAAUUUUGCGUUCCAAUCCUGAGGACCAGAUCCUGUAUCAAACAGAGCGGUACAAUGAGGAGACUUUUGGCUAUGAAGUGCCCAUCAAAGAGGAGGGGGACUACGUGCUGGUGUUGAAAUUUGCCGAAGUCUACUUUGCACAGUCCCAGCAAAAGGUAUUUGACGUACGACUGAAUGGCCAUGUCGUGGUGAAGGACUUGGAUAUCUUUGAUCGUGUUGGACACAGCACAGCUCAUGAUGAAAUCAUCCCUAUGAGCAUCAGAAAGGGGAAACUGAGUGUCCAGGGGGAGGUGUCUACCUUCACAGGGAAACUCUACAUUGAGUUUGUCAAGGGGUACUAUGACAAUCCCAAAGUCUGUGCACUCUACAUCAUGGCUGGGACGGUGGAAGAUGUACCAAAGCUACAGCCUCAUCCAGGUUUGGAGAAGAAAGAAGAGGAAGAAGAAGAAGAAGAAUAUGAUGAAGGGUCUAAUCCCAAAAGACAGACCAAUAAGAACCGGGUGCAGUCCGGCCCCCGCACACCCAACCCCUAUGCCUCGGACAACAGCAGCCUCAUGUUUCCCAUCCUGGUGGCCUUUGGAGUCUUCAUUCCAACCCUCUUCUGCCUCUGCCGACUGUGAGAAUAAAUGACCAUCCUGAGCAGGGUGGAGGGAUGUGGGGAAGAAACCAAACAUGUUGGUUUUGGUUUCUAUAGUUUUCACAGUGAUUUACAACCCCCCCCCCCCAAAAAAAAGCAAAAGAAAAACCCAAGACACAAAAGGUAAAGGAGAUAAAAAGAGGCAGAGUGAGUGGAGAAUAGCUUUUAUCCACCACCUGGUCCCAGACCUGCUUCAGUCCUAGUCUUCUCUCUGUGGCUGGCCCCCAGCUGUCUCUUUCUCUCUGGGGUACUUAGGGUAAAUGGGUCCUUCCCAACAAGGAUCCUCAUUUAUAUACGUAGUGGAAAGGACUCUGAACUCAGAGCAGUCUCAGUUCCUUAUUUAGAUUAGAAUUUAGCAGCAAGGAAAUGUUAUCUUUAUUACCUGAGAAGAUCAGCAAGGGGAGCUGGAUAUGUUCUGAAGUCAUGGCCACAUUUUCAGAUGUCCUGGGAUUCAAGAAUGUGUUUGUGAAGGUGUAUAAGCUGUAUGGUAAAGACAAAAGUAAUUGAAAACAUUUUUAAAAAGUAAAUGCUUCCUUACUUGGAAGGCUUUUUCUGGAUUAAUCCAGUGACGGGUCCAUCUCAAGUAUUUGAACUUUAUCAUUACUUAUCUCCUUGACAUGUGCUAGUUAGAGGACUGUCUGGUAUCCGAGACGAUUAGAUUAGUUUAUGUCAGGUCCUCAGACUGCCUCUGACUUGUUACCACAGCAAAUCGUUUUUAUUUCAGUGCCUGUUGGGGACUUGCUUUCUUUUUAAUUUUUUUUCUUAAUCUGGCUCAUUUAGAAUUUCUGCUCCCUGUUAACCAUCCCACUAAGUUAUUACCAAAAAGGGAAGGAGACGUGGGGAUUUCGUUCUCUGUUUGAAUGUCUUAUCCUGAACCACCUCACCUUGUUGGUAUCUCCCCCCCUGGAUCUCUGAGCCAGCAGACAGGAGGACCUGACCCAGCAGUUCUUUACUGGCCCUUUUGUAGGGUCUUGCUGCCAGGGGACAGGGAUGCUUUCCAGCCUGCAGCAACAGAACACUUGACCUUAAAAGUCUCUUCUGGUCUUUGGAUUAGAAAAGGCUUAUGUUAGCAUAAUUUAAGAGCAACCUCAGAGACUUGAGCCCUACUAAGUGACUGACCACUGUUUAGAGUGUCUAGUAUGUGAUGUUCAUUUAUCCCCAUGUCUUUUGUCACAGUCCAACUAGGAACUAGACUGCCCUAGAGAACAAGACUGAGUGGCUGUAUCGGCCCAGCAGUUUCUUGUUGAUCUUAAUAGUAUGCCUCUUCGUCCUUUUAUCUCCUUAUCCAAGUAGCAGUCAGGUUCUUGGCAUGAUGGGGUCGAGAGAUUCCCAGUUGGCCAUGAUUUUGGCAGCUCUGAAAGCUAACCUUAGCAUCUAAGUGUCUGUCUCGAAUUCCUGGCAGAUUUUCUGCAGGAAAUGAAGCUUCCUUGUUCCCCUCCUUUCUGAACACGGUCAUCCAUUUCCCAGUUAGGGCAACAUGAGGUCGGAGCCAGUCAAUCUAAAAGGAAUUUUGUGGAUGGGAGGCAGCAGGCUUAGCUUCAGCUUGGGCUAGAGCAGUAUAGAAUUUCAGGCCAGGCCCGUAUUUUUAAAAUGUGUUUAAUUUUGAGUUUGGCUCCGUAUAUUUGAACUAUUCCUUAUGUGACAAAGUAAAUAGCGCUUGGGUUCGUGUCCUGGCUUCGGCUUUUAGUGAUUGUUCCAGGCCAGCGUUUAGUAGUUUGAGAAUUGUAACCCCUUAUUUUCGCUGUGACUUGGGCCUCCACCCUAAGGUACUCAGUCAGGCAGCUGGAUCGCUCUGGCCUGAAGCAGCAGUCAGGAGCAUUUCCUGGAGUGCUUCCGAAGCUUCUCUGCUGCUGAAGGGUAAAGUACUGUAGCCUUGGUUUUGGGGACCACCUGCCUAGGACGGUAGAUGCCCUGAUUAGCUGGGCUUCUGAUGGUGGCUUUCUUGUUCCAUCAUAACUCCCAAAGCUGUGGGCCACUGCCAGUGGGUGAGACAAAAUGAAGGACUAGUUGCCUACAUUUUGCCUUGUUAGUUUGCCUGGAUCUCUGAGGAAGGAGGGGUCCCGCCUCCUCACCUCAGCCUAUCCCUUCAGUGACUUGGUGUCUCAGAAGGAAACCUUGACUCCUGGGGCCAUUUCCUAACGGUACUGUAAGCCAAGCAGCUUUGCUUCUGCCUGUUUCCAAGCCCUCCCCUUUCCCCAGGGAUAGGGAUGGGUGCUUUCCUCUCUGGUUGUGUCCGAAAGGAAGGAACAUCUUUCUAUGGCUAACAAAAGCUAAGGGGGAAGUGAGGAGAUGGGAAGAAGCGCGGUGGGGGCGGGGUAGAUUCCCCUGGAGCCGAGCCCACUCAGCUAGCGGACGCUGCCUAGGGCUGGCCAUGGCCGGCUCGUGAUGCUGAACUUGAAAACUUUUUUUUUUCCCUUGGCUCCUCCAAGAUGAUAUAGGUACAUGAAGUUUAGGUUAAAGAGGUGGGAUGGGGCAUGCUUUAUUUUUAUUUCUGUAUUGUGUUAUGUUAAGAAUUACUCUUCAUCUUUGCUUUUUGCACUGUUUGUUCCCCUAUCUGUAAUUUUGAGCUAGUGAGAGAACUGAGAGGCUGCACUUAUGGUGAGGGAGGAGAGGCCUGGGCAUUUCGCCUUGAUUUAUACUCUGUCCCAGGUUUUAGGAGCCCAGCUGGUCAAGACAAGAACAGUCGUAUGACUCUAGUCAGGUGUAUGUGAGGACCACGCAGAGACUUGUGCUGAAGGUGGACUGAGAGUCUGCAGUCUGGUCUGGUCUGGGCCAGGGGCUGGCCAGUCUCUAACUGGGGUCCUAUUCAUGCUGAUGGAAACAUUGUGCCAAGAGACUAUCUAUGGGGUCCAUGUCCUCUAAGCCAAAUCCAUUUUCCUGAAAAGUCUCCACUCCUGAGCAAGAAAAGUUGCUCAGUAGAUACCCUGAGCUCUGGUGAUUUAAAAGAUAAUCUUCAAGUGACUGUGGUGUCAGACUCCCAGGAGGACCAGCCCUGAUCUGCAGGGCCAUCUGUGGAUUGGAGGGUGUGGUCAUGUUCUCUGGCUCUCACUGACCCAGAGAUACCAAAGUCACAUUAGAGGUCUUGUGGGCUUCGAUGAGACGGGAUAGUUUUGAGUUGAGCUAAUCUCCCCCUUUCUGUGCCUGGGAACUGUUUGAUCCAGUUUUGGAAGUGUGGCUUUAUUUCUUUAUCUUUUUGGAGAAACUUCUGUUUUAAGGAAUUUCUCUUUUUGUCCUGCCUGGCCUCUUCUAGGAAGGCCUACCCCUGGCUUCUAGAAUCUCAGCUGAGAACUUCAGAAAACAGCAUCAGUAUUUUUCUUUUCGUAGCACUUAGGUCCCUUUCCCUAGAAAUCGGCUCACCAGGGGAUGCCCAAGGAAAGAGCUAGAAAGUUCUCUCCCUUCCUUGGGCAUUGGGGAAGGACCCACCCCGGUCAGCACAGUGCCUUUUCCUCUCCUGCUCUGAGCCAGGGUGGGCCUUCCCUCUAGAUUCAGGUGUGUGUGAGGGGGGGGUCCUACAGUCCUGGUCUCGGGGCUGCUUCCCUAUGCCGCUUCCCCUUGGCUGGCCUACUCUGACAUAAUUCAAGUGUCUUCUUGCCUUGAGGAGCCUUAAUGGCAUCAAGUGGCAACAUGUAACACUGCCCUGCAUGCCUCCAAAAGGACUGAGGGGAGAGCAGGUGAGACUGAUAGAUGCUCCAGUUUUGUUUUGUUUCUUAAAGAUAGGGCUGGGGGAGGUGUGCUUGGGCCUCCUGCUGUGGCCCCUGAGGAAGGAAAGGGGUGAGACUAAGUGAGAGUGCACUGAAGCAGAACCAGAAACACCCAGGAUCUGUUCAGAAAUCUGCCUCUCUUUGGGGAGAAGAUAUAAUUAGGGAUCAAAGAGCUCUAAGAAAAUUGCAAAGAAGCCUUACUGUUCAAGCUCCGGAGAGACCAGAGCAAUUUUCCCUUUCAGUUUGAGCUAGGACUCUGUAUUUGGACCUCUCCUGGGGCAAGAGGGCUCAGCUUUCUUAUGUUACAAGACCAGCUUGGCACCAAGGGGUCAGCAGCCCGGGGAGGGCGGGUCUCCACACAUGGAGGCUUGCUGCCCUUGUGGUUUGCCCUUCCCCAGCUGCCUUUGUCCAGCUGGCUUUGGGCGGCCAAAUCAUCCUGGUAAGAGCAGAGUUGAGGACUGCCUGGGUUGGCAGGAAAAGAGCAGGCUGGAUCUCUUAGGACAGGUUCCUCCCAGGAGUAUAAAAACAAGAAGCCAGGAUUGCGCUGGCAGCCAGGGAAACACUAGUGCCUGUUCGAGUUGGCAGAGAGGGCCUUGGCACCACUUGCAUCCAGGCAGUCUUGUGAGAUGGGAGCACAUACCACCCGGAAAAGCAGAACUCCAUUCUCACCUCUAUUUUGAGCUUCAGUGCUUUAUUUCAAUGUGAGGAAAAACAACAACAAACUGAAGUGUGCUUUCCGCCCUUUCAAAGGACAACUGUCGGGAAAGGAGUGCUAAGUUGCCAGGUAGGAGGGGAGAAUUGGCAGGAGAGACGUUCUGGCAAAACCAGGAAAGAAACAUUCUUGACUCCCCUGGUGUGUCAUGAUCCAGGGAAUGAGAAGAAAUUGGACCCUGGAUUAGCUCCCUCCUUGGAUCUGAGGAGUGUUACCUUUCCUUUCUAUGAAGGUCUCCCAGGCCAAGACCGGCUGCCCGUUCUGAGCUCAGGGCAGUCUCUGCAGUCAUCAUUGCCUGACCUGGCUUGUCAGGAAACCAACCCUGCCCUUCCACAUCGGGCCUGUGCUCUAUUUGGUACCAAGUAUUGGAGAAAGUGUCAAGUUCUUGGUAGCCCUCGUAGCUCCUACUCUAGUUUCCCAACCUCUCCCUGCAGAGGUCAAACAACUCUUUGUAGCCACAUGCAUUUACAGCAGCAGCACAGCAAGAUGUACUUGAGGGGCUUUGAACCUGGCUGGCCAGGGAAGCAGUGGGGGUGGAUAGAGCUGUCUUUCCUUCUGGGCUGUCUCCAUCUGUCCCUACCCCUUCCGUGCCCCACCCCACUCCCACCAAAAAGUAAAAACAUCAGGAUGUUUUUCACUGUCCAUUGCUUUGUGUUUUAAUAAACAAUUUGCAGUGACA